This is a messenger RNA of Heterostelium album PN500, 1026 nucleotides long. RefSeq names its product Collagen triple helix repeat protein. The transcript has a single exon. The coding region runs from base 1 to 1026 and encodes 341 amino acids. The record is from RefSeq and is a predicted model, not a curated record. Lineage: Eukaryota; Evosea; Eumycetozoa; Acytosteliales; Acytosteliaceae.
AUGAAAACAAAUAUAUCAAUUUUCUUCAUAUCUUCAUUAUUGUUAACUAUUACUUUAUUCAACCUCGUUGGUGCUGUACGAGAAGUUCCUAUAAGUGUUAGUAGAAACACUACAAGUGGAAAACAUACUUCAGGAUCAUCAGGCAAUUGGACCACUGGAUCAUCUGGUAAUUGGACAACAUCAGGUAAUUGGACCACUGGAUCAUCUGGUAAUUGGACUACAUCAGGUAAUUGGACCACAGGAUCAUCUGGUAAUUCGACUACAUCAGGAUCAUCGGGAUGGAUUUCCACAUCAGGAACAUCUGGUAAUUGGACCACUGGACCAUCAGGUAAUUGGACUACUUCAGGAUCAUCGGGAUCAUCAGGUAAUUGGACAACUGGAUCAUCUGGUAAUUGGACAACUGGAUCAUCAGGUAAUUGGACCACAGGAUCAUCUGGUAAUUGGACUACAUCAGGAUCAUCGGGAUCAUCAGGUAAUUGGACCACUGGAUCAUCAGGUAAUUGGACUACUUCAGGAUCAUCGGGAUCAUCAGGUAAUUGGACCACUGGAUCAGGUAAUUGGACCACAUCAGGAUCAUCAGGAUCAUCAGGUAAUUGGACCUCAUCAACUACAGGACCUUUCCCAUCUGGAUAUACUUUCAAGACAUUGACAACUACAACAAAUAAUGAUUAUCAAACAAUUACCAAUACAAUAACUGUUAGAGAGUCAUCACUCAACACAGUUGUUAUCAACACUACCACAAUCUCUACUGAUUACUCGACCACUACAGUAACAGAGACCACCACAUGGAGAUACCAUGGUCUCUCGAAUGUCAUUACUACAGUAACCUAUACAGUUGGUACCACAACUACCACCGAGACCUCUAGCCAACAAAAAUAUCUUAGAAUGAUUAUAGGUAGAGAUUCUAUUGAAUUGGUAGAGUAUGAAACUGAUUUGUUAUCUUCGAACGAUUCUGAUAGACUUCAAAGUAACUCGAUCAAGAUGAUCAUUAUGGCUUUAAUAGCAAUGUUAAUGUUAGUAUUUUAA